AUAUUCGGAUCAAAAAUGAAAGUAAAAAUACUUCACCUCUUUGCUAUUUUCACUUUGACAAGUUUUAUCAAAGCACAAGAUACAACUUCAACAUUCCUGAUGGAUAGACUGUACGUACAAAAGCAGAUUAAUUGUGUCUUAAGUUUGAGACAAUGCGACUCGACAGGAAGAAGAAUUAUAGGUAAAAUUAUUCUUACAGCUUUGUUGCCAGAAGCGUUGAACAAUCAUUGUGAACGUUGUACACUUCGACAAGCUGCACUUGCACACAAAUUGACAGUAUUUAUGCAACAAAAUUGUUCCAAUGAAUGGGAAUCGAUUAUACGCCGUUAUGAAACGCUGAAAUAUUUUAUGUAGGAUGAAAGGAUAUCAUGGAAAACAAUAUUUGACGUUGCAACAAAUACUUGAGAGAUUCUAUAACUUUGAACGUAAUUAACUUUAUUAUUAAAAAGUUUUAAUAUAACUCAUAAUAUUUCAUAAUAUCAAGCAUUUGUGUUUGUGAGAAUUGUCAUAUAUAAGAAGAAAAGAACAAAGUAGAAUGUAUUUACCAUAAAUUUCUAUAUUAUGUACUUACCUACCGCGAUGUUAGAAAUUUCGUAUUUUCGAUACCAGUACUUAUCGAUGAAUUACGAUGGAUCGUAUACUAUAUAUUAUUUCAUACCCUCCCUGAUUUGUCUUUAAAUUUUCGUACCAACUGGCUAUAAUUAAUCGUAAUUUAUUAAUAAAUAUAGAAAAUUUAGAAAUAUGAGAUAUUUCGUGGUCGUGGACAGAUAUAUAAGAUAUAUCUCACUGAAUGGUGCAAAUAACGUUUCUCGUCUCUUUCCUAGAUUUCUAACGAUCUUUCAAAAGUCAAUAUAUCUUUGCAAAAAUUUAUAAGAAAUCAUAUUAUCGUUACAAGUACAUGUUCUUACAGAACAAUUCAGAGGGCCGAUAUAUUAAGUAAACUUUAAAAUCUAUAACGCAUCAUAUUACGCAUAUAUUGCUUCCUGCAAACGAUCAAUAGACUUUUAUAGCUUUUAUACAUGCCGAUGAUUAUCUUGUUAUACAUAUAUGCCUAUCUUAGAUGUAUCUAGAUAACGAUAGUAAAAUAAUUGUUCGCGUAUUUGAUUAAAAUGAAAUGUGUAUUUGCGCCAAACAAAGUCUAAGGGACAAGAUAGAAAGUUUAUACAUAUUAUAAUCGACGUAUAGUCGGUUCACAAUACAAUCGAAUGAUAAAGUGGGUUGAAGUUGUGAUACGGUGUGCAUUUUAAUUAAUCUGAUGAUUGUAAUGUCGAAAUGAAUAUAUGUCUGUACAUGAUAUGAACAGAAUAUUUUGUAAGUCAUGGAACAACAGGUAAUAGGAGAUUCUACGAAUAGGAGAAGUAAACGUCAGGUAAGGAAUACAUAAUAAUACAUGAUAUAUUCAAUGUAUAUUUAAAAGAAUAAAUUACUUUCUAAACUUACAUAAUCGGUGUCUUGAAAUAAUAUUUAUUCUCAAUCAAAAAGAUCUAUUUCCCAAAAUACGUUGUAACUUUGUAACAGAUAAAACAUAAAAUUACACCAAUUAAUUAAAUCGAACGAUUUUACUUAAUUAGUAAGCAAUAGUUAGUAUCUAUUAUUUGAUUAUGAUUAUCUAUUCAAUUUUCUAAAGAUCCUUUAAUUGAUAUUAUUUAAAAUUUAUUCACUUUUUGAUUUAUUUAUUUAUUUAUUUAUUGUACAUAUAUCGACAUGGGUAAAUUAUAAGAUUUCCAAACGUAAACCUUGUUAUAGCAUUAACAUCGUAUUUUUAUUGAUGAUCGUCCUUGGCAAGGUACGCAACGUAAAUACCCGAUGGUCAUCCUCUAAACACGGCAAAGAAUAAUCUCUUCAUUAUUCUUGAUAGCACGUUGUUCUCGCUGUGUUAACUAUUUCUAUCACACUGCUCAACAUGUAUUUUCAAACGUCAAACAUUCUUCAUUCCUCGUAUAUCGAGAGCAUUUUAUACAAUUUUAGACAAACUAAUUAGUAAAAAAUUUUCUUUUAGAAGAAAUUGAUUGCAUAUUAAUAUCAACAAAUUUAUAUAACAGACGGUUUUAACGUGAUCAGGUUCAAUUAUCAUCUAUAUUCACGACAUUUCAUUCAUUUAAAUUUGUCUUCGUUCAUUUAUCUAAUUUCUCGGUAGAUUUAACACCGAUAUAUGAAAUUAAUUAGCUAAUUUGAAAAAUUUAAACGGGUGAAAAGUAUAUGACUGUUCGAAGAACAAUUAACUAUAUAUAAAGAAUAAAAUAUAUUUAUUUCAUUCAUCGGUA
Molecule: messenger RNA, 2264 nt
Organism: Bombus pyrosoma
Lineage: Eukaryota; Metazoa; Arthropoda; Insecta; Hymenoptera; Apidae
Exons: 2
Coding region: 16-354 (112 amino acids)
Source: RefSeq, a predicted model, not a curated record